AUGGGCACGACUCAACGUCACAAGGGCAUGGGGCUGGCUACAGAUAAUAAGAUGCUGCAGUCCGCGGCACUUGUCACCUGGAAGGAUCAGUCAAAAUCUUCGAUUUAUGAUAUGGAUUGCGACAGUGAAGAUGAGGUCGAUUUACUUCUCGCGUCAAGUCGCUCGCCCAUAGGUGCUGCAACUCCUCUCCACAAUGCGGAUACGGAAGAGAGUCCCAAAUUUAAAGCGGCCAUACCCUCUUGGGCUCUUUUAAAUAAAUCAAGCUCGCACGAAACUGUCAGUACGACGUAUCUGAUAUUGUUGACCUGUGGAACAUUUGGUCUUCAAAAUGUAUGGUCGCUACUUUUGGCAAAUGGAACACCAUAUCUUCUGUCGAUUGGUUUCUCGCGAUCGAUCACAGCUCUCAUUUGGGUGGCAGGUCCGCUGUCGGGGACGUUCGUUCAGCCCUUCGUCGGUGCCAUUAGCGACCAGUAUGUAAGCCGUUGGGGAAAGCGGAAACCUUUUAUCGUUGCCGGAAUUGCUGGAGCAGUCCUCUCGAUAAUGGGAAUGGCCAUCAUGCGAAUUUCUGCAACCAGGAUCUACAUCUGGUUUGCUCGCGACUACGUGGGUCCCCAUACUAUGGCCAACCUUGCUCGGGUAUUCGUUAUACUCUGGAUAUGUAUUCUGAAUCUGAGUUUGCAGCCUCUUCAAGUUGGUCUCCGGUCUUUAAUCAUCGAUGCCUGCCCAAGUCACCAGCAAAGCCAGGCUAGUGCGUGGUCAGGACGUUUUACUGGGUUAGGAGGUAUAGCAACUUACCUAUUGGAUGAUUUCUUGAUUCGACGAUAUCAAGACCGGACUUUUGAGGUCUUAUGUAUAGUCACCAGCUUGAGUUUGAUCAUUACCAAUCUUCCAUGUAUCCUUCUCAUCAGAGAAAGAAGAGGAUCUCUGGAGACAGUUCCAGAUCGUCAAACUUUCUGGUUGUUAAGAUUGGCCAAGCGCCUCAUUCGAACUACGCGGCGUAUGCCAGCGAGCAUCAAGUAUAUCUGUAUGGUGCAAUUUACUUCCUGGCUGGGAUGGUUUCCGUUUCUAUAUUAUAAUACCACAUACAUCUCGAGUUUAGAUUUAAGACAGACCGACAGCGAAGAAACUCCGAAUUCUAGCGGAGUCCAAGCUUACCUCAUUUUCGCCAUUGUUUCAUUCUAUUGUUCCGUGGUCCUUCCAUGGACCAAGCCCUCAGCUUCCAGAUCUUCAAACCCAGUAUACCCGGGCUCCAAAAUGGAUCAUCUGGGGAAGUAUAUAAACAUCAUUCUUCCAAGACUCUGGUUUUUCUCCCAGAUUCUCUUUGCCAUAUGCAUGCUCUCCACGAUGGUCAUAUCGGACACCCUAGGUGGUACUUUCAUGGUGGCGAUUGUGGGCAUCAGCUGGGCACUGACUCAGUGGAUACCAUUGGCGCUGAUGAGCGCGGAGAUCGCCAAUCUUCGUGAUGCUAAAAGUUGCGAGUUCUCCCAGGAGGAGGGGGAUGGAGAUGAUGAGACAGGGAGCUUGAUGAGUUUGUUUAACGUGGCUAUCUCCGCGCCACAAAUCUUGGCUGGGAUAUUAUGCAGUGGGCUAUUUUGGUUGCUUGGGGGUGCUGGGACGGGAGACUCUCUAGGUUGGGCCUUGAGGAUGGGUGGGAUAGCUUCGAUCAUAUCGGCAUUUUUGAUGGUUUGGUUGAAGAGAUAG
This is a messenger RNA of Venustampulla echinocandica, 1701 nucleotides long. Its product is annotated as MFS general substrate transporter. NCBI's taxonomy places the organism in Eukaryota, Fungi, Ascomycota, Leotiomycetes, Helotiales, Pleuroascaceae. Gene Ontology annotation, cellular component: membrane. The record is from RefSeq and is a predicted model, not a curated record. Gene Ontology annotation, molecular function: sucrose:proton symporter activity. The coding region runs from base 1 to 1701 and encodes 566 amino acids. The transcript is spliced from 6 exons.